Purpureocillium lilacinum is the source of this 966-nucleotide messenger RNA. RefSeq lists its product as uncharacterized. Gene Ontology annotation, biological process: transsulfuration. Gene Ontology annotation, molecular function: pyridoxal phosphate binding; cystathionine gamma-synthase activity. Lineage: Eukaryota; Fungi; Ascomycota; Sordariomycetes; Hypocreales; Ophiocordycipitaceae. The record is from RefSeq and is a predicted model, not a curated record.
AUGUACAUGUUUGAGCACUAUCAAGGCACCACGGCUCUUUUCGGGGUGACCUUCUUGCAUACGCUCAUGAUGUUCGACGCUUUCAGUACUACGAGCAAACUCUUUGGCCUUGGGACGGAGGCAGAUAUUGAUAACCUCCAGGUAUUUCUUCAAGAGGAGAAGAGCAGUGGUCGGACAAUGCAAGCGAUAUGGGUCGAGUUCCCGACAAAUCCAAAUCUCAUGACGCCAAAUAUCGCGAGACUGAAAGAGCUCGCAGACGAGUACAAUGUGGUGCUCGUCAUCGACGACACUAUUGGCGGUUGGUGCAACAUCGACACGUCAGCGACCGCUGACGUGUCGAUCACAUCACUGACCAAAUCUUUCAAUGGUUACGCAGAUGCCAUUGCCGGAUGCGCAAUCGUCAAUCCCGCGUCUCGAAAGUACAGAGAUCUGAAGAGGCUGUUCGAUCGAAAGUACGUGCCAGAGUUGUAUGAGAAAGAUGCCGAGGCUAUUGAGCGAAACAGCCGCGACUACUUGCGUCGCUGCGCUGCGAUGAACAACAACGCAGCCGCACUUGUUCAGUACCUGCAUCUUUGUGCAGCCGACCCCAAUAGCGCUGUCAAAAGAGUCUACUACCCCUAUGUCAAUCCCUCUGGUGUUCACUAUAAGCGCUUCAUGAGACCCGAGACGUCAGAUUUUACUCCCGGGUUUGGUUGCUUGUUCAGCGUCGAGCUCGUGGAUGUUUCUGCCGCGCAGACAUUCUACGACAACCUCAAUGUGCAUAAGUCAGUUCACUUCGCGGCGCCAUUUACGCUUGCUCUCCCGUACACCUUCUGCGGUUUCAAGAAGAGGCUGGACUGGGCGGCGGGACUUGGCCUGAGGCCGACUCAAAUCAGGAUAGCGCCUGGUCUCGAAGAUACGGACCUGCUUCUCGAGGACUUGAAAGUCGCGGUCGCCGCUGCGAACGAAUGCAAGCAAGCUGUGUAG